Molecule: messenger RNA, 831 nt
Organism: Hansenula anomala
Lineage: Eukaryota; Fungi; Ascomycota; Saccharomycetes; Phaffomycetales; Wickerhamomycetaceae
Product: SDR family oxidoreductase
Exons: 1
Coding region: 1-831 (276 amino acids)
Cellular component (GO): intracellular anatomical structure
Molecular function (GO): oxidoreductase activity, acting on NAD(P)H, oxygen as acceptor
Source: RefSeq, a predicted model, not a curated record
AUGUCAUCCAAAACUCUAGCUACUCAACUUGAAACACCUCGUCCAUUCCCAGAAACUUCAGACAAUGCCCUGGAUUUGUUCUCGUUAAAGGGGAAAGUUGCAUCAAUCACAGGUUCUUCAACAGGUAUUGGGUUAGAAGUUGCAAAUGCUUUUGCUCAAGCUGGUGCAGAUGUUGCCAUUUGGUAUAAUUCCCAUCCUGCUGAUGAAAUUGCUGAGGAAAUUUCUCAAAAAUAUGGUGUCCGUGCAAAAGCUUAUAAAGUUUCAUUAACAAAUUUCGAAUCUAUACAAUCUUCAAUUGAUCAAAUCGAAAAAGAUUUCGGUACAAUUGAUAUCUUUGUUUCAAAUGCUGGUAAAGCCUGGACCGGUGGUUCUUUAUUAGAUCAAGAGGAUGAUAAAGAAUGGAGAGAUGUUAUUGAUUUAGAUUUGAAUUCAAUUUAUUAUUUAUCAAAAGCAAUUGGGAAAAUUUUUAAAAAAAAUGGUAAAGGUUCUUAUAUCAUUACUGCUUCAAUGUCUGGUCAUAUAGUUAAUGUUCCUCAAAUGCAAAGUGGUUAUAACGCUGCUAAAGCUGCUGUAUUACAUUUUGCUAAAUCUUUAGCUGUGGAAUGGUCAGGUUUUGCAAGAGUUAAUACUGUUUCUCCAGGUUAUAUUGCUACUGAAUUGACAAAAUUCGCUGAUGCUGAUUUGAAGAAAAUAUGGUGGUCUUUAAUCCCAAUGGGGAGAGAAGCUUUACCAAAAGAAUUGGUUGGUGCUUAUCUAUAUUUAGCUUCUGAUGCUGCUUCAUACACUACAGGUACAGAUAUUAGAGUCGAUGGUGGUUAUACUGCACUAUAG